Molecule: messenger RNA, 1620 nt
Organism: Dreissena polymorpha
Lineage: Eukaryota; Metazoa; Mollusca; Bivalvia; Myida; Dreissenidae
Exons: 6
Coding region: 8-898 (296 amino acids)
Source: RefSeq, a predicted model, not a curated record
GUAUACAAUGGCGGAACUGGAGUCGAAAUCCUCCGCAUUUUUAUUAGUAACAGGUCCACGCAGCUCUGCAUCAAGCGACGUUUGCUCGGAUUCAGUCAAAAUCAGUGACGACUUUCUAAAGAGCCAUGUUAAUCCCGAUCGUUAUCAUUCAUUUGAUGACGUGAGGUCAGCCAUAAGGCAGCAAGGGGUGAAAACAUGCAACGUUAUUUUCGCAAUUGACUAUACCAUCAGCAAUGAGACAAGUGGCAGCAAAACAUUUGGUGGAAAAAGUCUACAUGACUUAUCGGUUGUAAAUCCAUAUCAAAAGGUGAUAACUGCAAUCGGUGAAACAAUUGACCCAAUGAGAGGAGAGAAUAAAACCAUUAAUGCAUUUGGCUUCGGAGACAAUGAAGUCAAAGACAAACGUAUAUUUCCGCUUAGUCAGGAACCUUGUUCUUCAUUUUACGACAUUCUGUGUGCUUAUAAAACUAAAACAAAAGAUAUCAAGUUCGGUGGUCCCACAAGCUUCGUGCCCGUUUUAGAAGAGGCAAUACGCAUAGUAAAGGAAACGGGCAAGUACCACAUACUUAUAAUAGUUGCCGACGGUCAAGUCACCGAAGAGCACAGCAGUCUCAAGGCAAUCAUCGAAGCCUCUGACUAUGCCCUCUCUAUUGUGGUAAUAGGCGUAGGAGACGGGCCAUGGGAACUUAUGGAAGAAUGGGAUGACUUGGAGAAUUUCAACAACAAAGUAGCUGAACAAGGAUUAUCUAACAGGAGAUUUGACAAUUUUCAGUUUGUGAAUUACCACAAAAUCACAAACAAGGCGAAGAAUCCCGAUAUUGCACUAGCACUCGCCGCGCUAAUGGAAAUUCCUGAUCAGUAUAAAUUUAUCAAGGAAAACAUAUUAGUUAAUGUUUAAUGUAUAUCAAGGAACACACAUUGGUAAAAUAUUGGUAAAUGUUUAUAAAAAAACACGAAAAUUUUUCAAGGAAAAAAAAAUGUGAUUGUUAAAUACACAACAAGCAAAACAUAGUGCUUAAUGUUUCAUACACAGAAAAAAAGUUUAUGAAGGAAAGCCUUUUGGUAAAUUUUAAUACACAGCAACAAAAUUUAGCAAGAAAAACUUUUUGUUUCAUGUUUAAUGGAGGAAUACAUAUGAGUGAAUGGUAAAUGCUCAGCAUUAAAGUUUUUCAAGGAAACACUAUGGGGCUAAAUUUUAGCGAACAUCAACAAAGUUUAUCAAGAAAUUCCUCUUGGUUAAUGUUUAAUGCACAGUAACAAUUUUUUUUAACAAACACCUAUUGGUUAAUGUGUAAUACACAGAGCCGCUGUUUAUAAAGGGAAACUUGUUGGUUAAUCUUUAAUGCGCAGCAACAAAGAUUAUCAAGGAGAACCAAUUGAUAAAUGUUGAAUGCACAGCAACGCAUAAGUGCGAGUUUACAAGUUUAUUGACUUGUUUAGCAAAAUUGAAAAUAAGACAUGUCUCAAAUAUCAUGACAUCUUGUAAAGUUAUACGUUGUUUUAUGGCUGUGAUAUACAUAUGCAAAGUUUUACUUUCAGUUAUUUUUUCACAUAUUGUUUCAUCUACUCGUCAUCGUUUCUGCGUGUACGGAGUUAUAUAUAUAACUAUUUGUUAAGUUA